Aspergillus wentii DTO 134E9 is the source of this 1272-nucleotide messenger RNA. It is a transcript of the gene mdm12, whose product is annotated as ERMES complex subunit MDM12. Bases 1 to 1272 code for a protein of 423 amino acids. Gene Ontology annotation, molecular function: lipid binding. The record is from RefSeq and is a predicted model, not a curated record. Gene Ontology annotation, biological process: mitochondrion organization; phospholipid transport. The transcript has a single exon. Lineage: Eukaryota; Fungi; Ascomycota; Eurotiomycetes; Eurotiales; Aspergillaceae. Gene Ontology annotation, cellular component: ERMES complex.
AUGUCCAUAGACGUUAACUGGGGGACAGCCACCUCUGGUCCGGACGGUGAAGCUCUGGCAGAGCGUAUCCGCUCCUUCAUCCACGACAAGUUCCAGCAGGUGGCCCUCCCACGCUUUAUCCGUUCUGUACAGGUCCAUUCCUUCGAUUUUGGUACCAUACCACCUGAUCUGGAGAUCAAAGAUUUCUGUGAACCGUUCGCAGACUUCUACGAGGAGGAUGAAGACGAUGAAGCAUCCGAUUUGUCCGAAGACCUUGUAUCGGAGCCAGACAGCCAAUGGGCCAGGACAAAUUCAGGGCUCAGCGAGUCCCCAUUUCGAGAUGAUCUGCCCAUGAACCAUCCGCUGCGAGACCCAUUCGAACACGACUACCGACUCUCGCCCCUACGAUCUCCAAGGCCUCUGGGCGAGCACCUGAACCCCCAUUUCCUACCCCGCGCUGGAACGCCCGGUAUUCCCGGCGGAACAUCGACUCUUGGCUACCAUCUUAUGUCCCUUGGCGGGCUAUCGGGAACACAAACGCCCCUUGCAGCAGUGGCAGGUGGAACCCCCUUCGCGAGUGGUUGGUCAGAUUCGGGAAUAGGACCCGGAAGCCAGAGUCGACAGUACGCAGCAGCCCAACAACAACACCAGCGCGCAGAACCGGACAUUGAUACUAGCAACUCCGCUUCCCGCCCAUCAACGGCCAACACCCAUCCGUCCCAGGAUGGCGACGCUGCGGUUGGAAACGACCACGGAUCACACCAGGGACAGGACGAGCCUCUAGACCCUUCUCCGGAACAUCCUUUCCAUCUACCAUGCAUGCGAGAGCGUAAACCCGAAGACUUCCAAGUACUCUGCCACGCCAAGUACGCAGGAGACAUACGUCUGUCCUUGACGGCGGAAAUCCUUCUAGACUACCCCAUGCCCAGCUUCGUGGGAUUACCACUGAUGUUGAACGUCACAGGUCUAACCUUUGACGGUGUAGCCGUGAUCGCGUACAUCCGCAAGCGAGUCCAUUUUUGCUUCCUAUCCGCCGAAGAUGCAGAUGCCCUGAUCGGUUCGGAUCAGCAAGAAGGCGGGGGAGGGGCUAGUGGUGGGGAUGCGUCUGCAUCGCAAAAGCGGCAAGGGGGUUUGCUGCAGGAGAUUAGGGUUGAAAGUGAGAUCGGCCGCAAAGAGGACGGGAAGCAGGUUUUGAAGAAUGUUGGCAAAGUGGAACGCUUUGUUCUUGCUCAGGUGCGCCGGAUCUUCGAGGAAGAACUUGUUUAUCCUAGCUUUUGGACAUUCUUGGUUUGA